Messenger RNA from Condylostylus longicornis, 2224 nucleotides. Its product is annotated as probable RNA-binding protein CG14230. The record is from RefSeq and is a predicted model, not a curated record. The transcript is spliced from 4 exons. Gene Ontology annotation, molecular function: RNA binding. Bases 116 to 1828 code for a protein of 570 amino acids. NCBI's taxonomy places the organism in Eukaryota, Metazoa, Arthropoda, Insecta, Diptera, Dolichopodidae.
GUCACUUUUUGAAUACACGUGAUUUUAUACAGCGAGUUUCUUAAAAAAAUAUAAUCAUAUUAACUUUAUGGGUGCUGAUUUAUUUGAAAAACCAAGAUAAUAUUAAAAUUAUAUUAUGGAAAAAUCGUCAAGGAGGUUGUUUGUUGGUAAUAUUACAAGCGAGACGAAUGAAAAAGAUUUGCAAAAAUCAUUUGGUCGUUAUGGACAAGUUGAAAGUAUAGAAAUAAAAAGAAAAAAUAAUUUAGUAGAUCCAGAGAACCCAACUUAUUUCGCCUUUGUUACAAUUCUAACUGAUGAAUUUUCACUCAAUAAAUGUUUAAAUAGAUUUUCGGAAAAAGAUUUAAACGGCUUGUUUUUGAAUGUUAGUAUUGCGAAAGAAAGUUUCUUAGAUAAGUUAAAAAAAGAACGCGAAGAGGCUAAUUCAUAUUUUGAAAGUACUCCCUUUAGAAAAGAGAACGGUUACCGCAAAAGUGUAAUUAAUGACAAGCAGAGCAGUUUUCAGACAGGUGAUAACAAAAAAAGGAAAACUUUCGAUUCUGAUGAUGAGAUUUUUCAAAAGGACGUGAAUUGUGAGAAUUUGAUGACACAUGAAAAAUUUAACGGAGCAGAAGCUAAAGAACCAGAACCUUUAAAUGAUAACGAAAAGAGGAUACAAUCAUUGCAAAAAAUGCAUGAGGCUUAUACAAAUAAGAAAAUGAUUAUUCAAAAAUCUUUAUCUGGUUUGGACGCCAUAAAUUCUAAGAAAAUUAAAUUCGAUUUUUACGAAUCAGAAGAAGAAGUGCCAGAAAAAAUUGUACAUAAAACUUUAAAUUUGUUUGAAAACGAAGAUGAUUCUGAUGAAGGAAAUAAAAAUAAUUUAGGAAAUUCAAUAAAAACAAGUAGAGUUUUUGACCAAAAUAUAUUAAAAAUGAAGAAUAAUGUUAACGCAGAUCCUCGCUUUAAAAUGGAUAAACAUUUUUUUGAUGCUGAGGAGGCGGAUGAUUUGGAACUAACUUCGUCAGAAACUCAUAGUAAAAAUGUAAAUGUCGAAAACGAAGAUGAAAAAGAAGCACAAAUUCGAAUAAUGGAAGAAAUAGUUGGACAUAAACUUUCGCGACCAGUUGACCCAAAUCGAAAAAUUUUUCCCCAGUCUGUUAUGAGAUAUGACCCGAAAAAUCAGGAUCACCGGGAAAUUAUCGAUUCAUUAAAUAAAAUUCAAAGAAAAAGUAAUUUGGCUUCAGAUAAAACUCAAUUGAAGACAGCAAACUUCGAAAAGCAAAAAGAAGAAAGAGAUAACGAAGUGUCCAAAGAUCAGUUUUACGCAAUUAAUGAUGAUUUAAAAAACUCUUUAAAACGCAGGGGUGAUGGAUUUAGUCUGUUAUCCAUGUUUGGCAAACAAGAAGAAGGAAAUGAAGAGAAAAUUAUAAAUCCAACCGACGAAAAAUUUUUGAUCAAAAGCUCAAAAAAACCAAUUUUAGAUGUUGAAGAAAAUCCUUUCAAGUUUGAUUCAUCAGAUUCUGAAGACAAUUUACAAACCAAGGAAAUGGAAAUAAUACCUAGUAAACAAAAUAAGAUUAAAAUGGGAAACGAUAAUACUGCAAAAUCAGAAGUAUGGAUUGAAAGUUUCUUUAUUUUUGAAAAUGAUAAAAGAUUAAAAGAAGGAAAGGAGUUUUUUGAAUGUAAAAGGCCGAAAAUAAAUGAUGAUAGUAAUGAAAAAGAAGAUUACAAUAAAGUGAAGGAACAGUUGAGACAAAUAAUAAAUAAAAAAAUAAUCAAAUCCAAAAAGUCCAUGGAAGGAAGAGAUAAACUUAAGACAAAAAAAAUAUCAAUAUUGAGAAAGAAGAAAUAAAAACGUAAACACUGUAUGUAUGUAUAUAAAUUUAUUUUUUUUUGUGAUGUUGGGGAGGCGUUGUAUGAUGCUAAAUGGCUUCUGAAUAAAAGUUAAAUGUGGGACAACUCUUUUGUUGUCUGUAAAUAUUAGAGAUUUUUAUAAACACAUUAAAGCAAAAACAUAACGUGAGAAACAUGUAAUAUAAUUUUUACUAUUCAAUAAAAUCAACACUGUCUAUUCAUAUGAUUUAACUACGCUACUCAUAAUUAUCAUUUCUCUAAUGCUUAUGAAGAAACAAGAGGAGGGCCUCUACUAUAAAAUAUGUGUAAUUUGAAGCAUAGUUUUCAAUAUCGCUAUGUACUGCAUUUAUGAAAAUGUUUAGUAUAAUAAAGUGGCAAGUUUAUUUCAAUUUCA